GAAAUACAUAUACAUUUAUUUUUGAGUAUCGAAUACUUUAAUUCUCAUAAAACCCAUUCUCUGUAGGUUUAGAUUUCGUUUGAGAUAUACACACAUAUAUUCUUCGUGCAGAAUAAAAUAACUUUUCUAAUAUACAUGAAAUAGCAUCAUAUCUGGAUAAUUCUUUCGAUUUCACAUUGAUUUUGUUUGCUUUCAAUUCUUUUCGUCAUCCUCUAUUAAUUGUAAUUCACAACUAAACAAAAGCCUCUGGCGUUAUCAGUUUUCUUCACCCUUUUAAUCGAUAUAUAGAUCAACUACCAACCUUUUAUCUCUGCAAUUCAAUUCAUAUCAGCUUCAUAAAUUCUUGAUCAUAAAGGUCAAAUUUUGAUUUCUGGGUAUUGUCAAGAAUUGAAUUCUAGGACCUGGGUUGUGCUCCGAGUUGCGAGUCAACUCGAGGUAUGGCAGGUUUAAAGAAUUUAGAUAAAUGGAGGGAGUUUUUUAGAAGUAGUUGUAAUUCUGAUAUAUUUGAUAUAAUUGAACACGCUAUCUAUGUUGCUGCUUCUGAUUGUCCAAAAGAGUUUAAGUUGAGGAGAGAUCGGAUUGCUGAGACUUUGUUUUCUUCUAAAUUGAUUAAAUGUGUUGGUUGUGAUCAUGUUGAGCUGGGUGUGAAAUUAGAGGGUGUUGAUGAUGAGGAGGAGUUUAAGAAUGAUGGUGGUUUUGAAUUUGAGGGUGGGAGGAGUAAGGAGAGCAAGGUGGAUAGUUGUAAAGAUGAUCAUGAUGAUGAUGAUCAGCAUGCUGGUCAGAUGAAUGAUCAGAUGGUUAGUCAGCUUAGUUAUGACGAUGCCGAGGCGUUAACUGAUGAGUUGGAAAAGGAGUUACAGAUUCAUGGAGAGGUUUUGAGGAUUAAAGAGAUUUUGGAGAACAGUGAAGAUGAGCCAAUUUCGUUGGUUAUUGAUUCAUUAAGGCGGCUUGAAUUGAUGGCGUUGUCUGUGGAAACUCUGAAGGCCACUGAGAUUGGAAAAACUGUUAAUGUUCUCCGAAAGCAUGGCUCAAAGGACAUCCGUCAACUAGCUCGCACACUCAUUGAGGUCUGGAAGGUUCUGGUGGAUGAGUGGGUAAAUACCACAGCAACAGAAGCAGGUGCCCCUGAAGGUGCUACCCCAGAAUCUGUUAACCCCUCCACUGUUGUUGAUGAAGAGAAUGGGCUGCCUUCACCUCCAUUGGAUGAUUUAACAUUUUUGGCUACUCAGCCAGCUACAAUGGAGUUUUCUCGGUUCUUUGAUGGCUUGGAAGAUGAAGAGAAUCCUGCACAUUGUGGCAAACUCGACGAGAACAAAGAGACUGGUAGGAAACAGGUGCAGAACAACAGAAUUGUGAAGCACAGGCAAUGCCUUCCUGUUGAGUCCAUCACUCCGCCAAAGGACAAAAAAAUUGAAAGCAGGAAACUAGAUGCUUCACUAAAUAAACAAGUUGCUUCUUUGAAACCAAAGCUGCCAGUUGCAGACACUAGAGCUUCAAGACCUGUAAAACAAAGUGCGAAUCAGAGGGUUCACACCGAGACAAAGUUGCAGCAGAAACCAGAAAAAGUUGCAAUUCAGAGGCCACCUGCGUCUCAACAAAAUAUACCAAGGCAUUCAAAUGAGGCUUCUGUUCAAGAAAAACUUGAAGCUACUAAGAGGAAGCUCCAGGAACGAUACCAACAAGCUGAGAAUGCUAAGAGGCAGCGGACAAUCCAGGUUAUGGAAUUGCAUGAUCUUCCCAAGCAGGAUCUUGGCCAUAAAAAUUCCCACGGCAAGCCUGGCAACAACCAUAAAAGGCAUUGGGCUAAUGGGCGUCGCUAGUUCUUCUAAUUUUGUGAGCGUGAUUUCAGCGACCAACCAAAGUUUCAUCCAAACUGCAUUGUAAGUAGUGCAGGCAAAUAAGCUUAAGUUGUUCCUGAGACUGUUGAGGCAAACAUUUAGGAACUCCUAUUGUUAAAAAUAGGAGACAUUUUUAGGUCGAUAGUUACGAUCAACAGGGGAAAGACCAGUGUACAUUGUAUCCUAUCUGGUGUUUUUUUUCCUUCAUGUUAUAACUUUAACCUUUUCUCUCGACUUGUAUUAAGGUAAGUCCUCAAAUUUGGUACCUUUACCUUUAAUUUGAUGAAAUUUACCACCAAA
Messenger RNA from Daucus carota subsp. sativus, 2138 nucleotides. Its product is annotated as probable mediator of RNA polymerase II transcription subunit 26b. Bases 438 to 1820 code for a protein of 460 amino acids. Gene Ontology annotation, cellular component: nucleus. The transcript has 9 exons. NCBI's taxonomy places the organism in Eukaryota, Viridiplantae, Streptophyta, Magnoliopsida, Apiales, Apiaceae. The record is from RefSeq and is a predicted model, not a curated record.